Acaulospora morrowiae is the source of this 2274-nucleotide messenger RNA. The record is from the annotation of a GenBank genome assembly. Lineage: Eukaryota; Fungi; Glomeromycota; Glomeromycetes; Diversisporales; Acaulosporaceae.
AUGGAGAAUCCAGCACCGACCUUAAACCAUCUAAAAAAUUCUUUGCCUGACCAACAUGGACCAUCACCAGGGACUUUAUUCAUUCGUUUAUCAGUUGCCUUAGAGAUUUUUACGAAACGUCUCGAGGAGCUUUUCUUCAAUUCCGAUAGACAACGACAAAACCAAACUUCCACAAAAGGUUUCUUUGAUUAUCCUGAUUUCGUAAUACACGCAAGAUCAGCUUGCGACAUGUAUAACUCUUUAUUCAAAAAAGAGAUCGGAAAUUGUCACGAUUGUCUGGGGGUUAUUGACCACUGGGUUGUGGGCGUUGAAGAUGAAUGGAAGAAAGGGUUGAAUGAAAUCAAAACAGAAAGUUAUCUUAUGCCGAAAUUCCUAUUGAGGGAGCCGACAAGAGAAACGCGUCAUGUUAAAUGGCAACAAGGUCUAUUGGACGAAAAGAGAGAAGAAUUUACAAGUGAAGAACACGAGAGUAUUGAGAAUAAAGGAAAGGAUGUGAGAUUAUUUGAAGAGAUGCGAAAAGAAUUAAAGAAGGGUACUGAAUAUAAAUUAUCAUUUGCUGAGAAUGCUGAAUUCGAGUUAGGUAAACCUCUUGUAGGCGAUGAUGAUUUAAACGAGGAUAGACGAGGUGGAUAUGUUAAAGAAGAGAUAGAUGAAGAAAUCGUAAAAGGUGUCGCCAGACCUACGGUUAUUGAUGACAGAGAUCCUAACUCGGCGGACUCUUUGUUCAAGGGUGGUAGUGCGAAAGAUGCACAAGCUGACAAUGUUACUUUGGAAAAUAGAGAUACCUCUUCCAUUGAUAACAUGAGCGCACCAUUUCAAGAUCAAUCGACUCGCUUUGCAGAGUCGGAUGGACUGCUCAAUGUUGCGGUUCCCGAUCGCGUUGGUUGCGAGCAAGAAUUGGAAAGAAUUGAAAGAAUCUCUAUAUACAGCGAAGUUCCAUCUCUCGAGAGUGGUUCAGGUUCGAUCCAGAGUCUCGAACAACCUGAAUCCUUGAUAGAAUAUGGGUUCAGACAAAUUACAGAGAUUAUUUCCAACGAACAAAUUUUCAAUGAAAUUGUAAACGAGACUGCCGAAGAACUUUUAUCCAACGCUGCUCUUCAAAUGGAAGAGGUAGAUAUCCAACAAGAUCAAGAGGAUCCUCGAUAUUUAUCGUUUUUCUUAGACCACGAACAAUCUGAAUUACUAUUGUCAGAAACAAAUCCUGAAAAUGAAGGUCAACAACUUGGUACGGUUAGAACUUGCCCGCGUGAAAUAAACACCGAGGAUGAAAAUGGAAUGUCUUCUGCAGAAAUACGAGAAGCCUGUGCUUUCGAGUGUUGUGAACAGAAAGAUUCAAAUGUAGAACAUUUUUCCCAUAGCGAAAAUAUGAUUUCCGAAAUUGUUCAGUCUGUGAAUUUAACACGUGAUUUCGACCAAGAAACGCACAGUUCAUCAUUUGAGACAUCCAACAUCGAAAGAGUGCAUCAUGGCGUCAACAUACAUCAAAAGGUCAAUAGCAAUAAAUUGGAUGAUCAAUUUAAUGGUGUUCAAUACCCAGCACAGAAUAUAUUAAAUACCGAUAGCCCACAAUCUCAGCAGUUAAUUUCCCACACAUUCCAUUGGAAGUACGGCGGGCGUGGUGUUCAUAUAGCAGGAAGCUUUGAUCCACCGUACAAACAUUGGGACCCAAUUCCAAUGAAUUACAACAAUGAUUCUGAUCUUCAUGAAAUUGUCUUGAACCUCCAUCAAAACUGGAAAUAUCUCUUUAAAUAUCUAGUCGAUGGGAAAUGGAUGAUAGAUCCUUCUAUUCCAAUUGAACAGGAUAAAACGGGACUUGGUAAUAACUUUGUAAUAAAGACAUUACCAGUUGUCGAAGCUGAGCCUCGAUGCACUCAUGUUACACCUUGCCCUUGCUACUUUAUGCCCAGAAAACUGCCUAGGUCAUUGCCUGGGUCUUCUAAUGGUAUUGACAAACCCGAGAGCUAUCUGAUUGAGGAAAAUUGUGCACACCAAUUUCGCUCUCAUGCUCAUCUUGUCUAUAAUGCGCUUCAGGAUGAAUUGGAUUCAAGGAGGUUUUUAUACGAAAUCGACAAGGUGCCACAUGUUUCCAAGAGUUCAACAGGAGAUUCAAAGAAAUGCGGUCAAAAGAAGAAAAAAUACGAGAAAAAAUUGCUGAGGCAUUCUCAAAAGAUCACAGAUGGAAGUCUAGCGACCAGGAAAGCUAACAUAAAACGGUUUCUAAAGAUCAUUGACCAUUGGAAAUAUGUUGUUAGUAACCUAGAAGAUUAUCUUUAG